CCUAAUCCAGGGGAGUAAGAAGGCUUAGACGUGGGGCCAGGGCGGGAGAGAGCAGAGGAAAGACUGUCUUCAGGUGUGGGGCCUACGUGUGAGGGAGUCACCCUGACUAUGCCAUCUCUCCCUUCACAUACUCCUCACAGGCCUGAUCUGAUGGAGGUCAAGAGGUGCCUACUGAUGUGAGGUGGGGAGCCCUGAAGGCUUGGCCACGGCUGUGGAUGUCACCGCUGCCUUUCUGGGACAAGAUUCCCUCUUCCUUUUGUCAGCAAACAAUUGACUCUCCCUCAGACCUGCUGUCUGUGUCCUGCAGAAACCUUGUACAUACACUAUGGGAAGUGGUACCUCAACCCAACAUCAUUUUGCUUUCCAGAAUGCAGAGAAAGCCUUCAAGGCGGCAGCCCUGAUCCAGAGAUGGUACCGACGCUACAUGGCGCGCCUGGAGAUGAGGCGGCACUGCACCUGGCGCAUCUUCCAGUCUAUAGAGUACGCGGGACAGCAAGACCAGGUCAAGCUCCAUGAUUUCUUCAGCUACCUUGUGGAUCACUUCACCUCCAGCAGCAACCAUGAGAGGGACUUCCUGGACCGCAUGUUCACCGAGGACAGAUUCCCCCAGGACUCUGAGAUGGAGAAAUUCGGUGACUAUGAAUCUAUAGAAGUCCCUGACAAUUACACGGGACCACGCCUGUCCUUCCCACUCCUUCCUGACCACGCAACUGCCCUGGUGGAAGCUUUCAGACUGAAACAGCAGCUCCAUGCUCGCUAUGUCUUGAAUCUUUUGCAUGAAACCAGGAAACACCUGAUACAACUGCCAAACAUCAACCGGGUCUCCACCUGUUACAGCGAGGAGAUCACAGUGUGCGGAGAUUUACAUGGCCAGUUGGAUGACUUAAUAUUUAUAUUUCAUAAGAAUGGCCUCCCGUCACCAGAGAGGGCCUACGUCUUCAAUGGUGACUUCGUUGAUCGAGGCAAGGAUUCAGUAGAGAUCCUGAUGGUUCUUUUUGCCUUCAUGUUGGUUUACCCAAAAGAGUUCCAUCUUAAUCGAGGAAACCAUGAGGACCAUUUGGUGAACUUACGAUACGGCUUUACCAAGGAAGUGAUGCAUAAAUAUAAGACACAUGGCAAGAAAAUACUAAAAAUACUGAAAGAUGUUUUCUGUUGGCUUCCUCUGGCCACUCUGGUUGAUGAGAAGGUCCUGAUUCUUCAUGGCGGAGUGUCAGACAUGACCGACCUGGAAAUCUUGGCUAAACUAGACAGGCACAAGAUUGUUUCCACCAUGAGGCACAAAACGAGAAAGGAGAACGGGAAACAGGUGAAGAAGGAGGAAGCCAACCAGAAGAGCUCCGCAGGGAGACCCACCCCGUGGUUUCUCCCCCAGAGCCGCUCUCUCCCCGCUUCGCCCCUUCGCCUGGGCUCCCUCCAGGCUCACAGAGCCGGCCGCUCGUCCAGCAUUCCCUGCGGCGCCCCCCGGGACGCGAAGGAGCUAGCCCGGCAGGUGCGGCGCUCCGUGGACCUGGAGCUGGACAGGUGCCGGCAGCAAGCAGGCUUUCCUGUGAGCCGGGGGGAGGAGGAGGCCUCGCCGUGCACACCAGAAGCGGAUUCAGGAGCAGAGGAGCCGCUGGAGCCCACGCAGGAGGAGUGGAGGCAGGUGGUAGAUAUACUGUGGAGUGAUCCCAUGGCUCAGGAGGGCUGUAAGGCCAACACUGUUCGAGGAGGAGGCUGUUAUUUUGGACCCAAUGUGACAGAACGGUUGCUACAGAAAUACAACCUGCAAUUCCUGAUCCGCUCACACGAGUGCAAACCUGAAGGCUAUGAGUUCUGCCACAGCCGCAAGGUGUUAACCAUCUUUUCUGCCUCCAACUACUAUGAAGUUGGCAGUAACAGAGGGGCCUAUGUCAAACUGGGGCCAGCCCUGACCCCAUACAUCGUGCAGUAUCAAGCUAACAAGGUGACCCACAUGCUGACCAUGAGGCAAAGGAUUAGCAGAGUAGAGGAGUCAGCUCUGAGGGCUUUGCGGGAAAAGUUAUUUGCUCAUUCCUCAGAUCUUCUUGGUGAAUUUAAGAAGCAUGAUGCAGAUAAAACUGGUUUAAUCACCCUUAGUGACUGGGCAGAAGCCGUGGAGUCUGUGUUGCAUCUAGGACUGCCAUGGCGGAUGCUGAGGCCACAGCUGGUGAACAGCUCAACGGAUAACACUUUGGAGUACAAGUCCUGGCUGGAGGAUUUGGCCAAACAACAACUGAACCGUGAGAACAUACAGUCAAGUUUGCUGGAAACACUGUAUCGAAACCGAUCCAACCUGGAGACCAUUUUUAGGAUCAUAGACAGUGAUCAUUCAGGGUUCAUCUCACUGGACGAAUUCAGGCAUACUUGGAAGCUGUUCAGCUCUCAUAUGAACAUCAACAUCACAGAUGACUGCAUCUGUGACCUUGCACGGAGCAUUGACUUCAACAAGGAUGGCCACAUCGACAUCAAUGAAUUCCUGGAGGCCUUCCGCCUUGUGGAGCAAUCCUGCUCAGAAGGCAAUGCCUCAGAUUGCCCACAAACCACAAACACUAAUGACAAUGGCUGCAGCAAACCAGGCACACACUAAGAGCAGCCUGGUGUUCAUCGCCCACGGUGCCUCAUAACCAAUACUGCACUUGUCGCUGGAACAGCUCCUUUAUUCUCCAUAGAUAUGUGGAAUUUUAUGCUGAGAAUUUGCCUACCAGUGUGCAUCAGAAUCACCUAUUUGGGUGUGUGUGGGGUGUGUGUGUGUGUGUUUAAAUAUAUAGGUAACCCAUCCUUGUCUCAGAAGUUUCACAAGGUAAGACCCAAGUAUAAAUAUUUUUAAAUUCUGAAGUCUACCCCAGUUAAGAACCACUGAUAAUUCAACCCCCUGAUUGUUUUCAUUUUAUACCUUUAACUUAUUGUUUUU
Messenger RNA from Prionailurus viverrinus (fishing cat), 2908 nucleotides. It is a transcript of the gene PPEF2, whose product is annotated as protein phosphatase with EF-hand domain 2. The record is from RefSeq and is a predicted model, not a curated record. Gene Ontology annotation, biological process: negative regulation of MAPK cascade; detection of stimulus involved in sensory perception. The transcript has 17 exons. Gene Ontology annotation, molecular function: Hsp90 protein binding; manganese ion binding; iron ion binding. Lineage: Eukaryota; Metazoa; Chordata; Mammalia; Carnivora; Felidae. Bases 326 to 2584 code for a protein of 752 amino acids. Gene Ontology annotation, cellular component: cytosol; nucleus.